Molecule: messenger RNA, 1714 nt
Organism: Leptopilina heterotoma
Lineage: Eukaryota; Metazoa; Arthropoda; Insecta; Hymenoptera; Figitidae
Product: transcription factor GAGA-like
Exons: 6
Coding region: 328-1587 (419 amino acids)
Biological process (GO): regulation of transcription by RNA polymerase II
Cellular component (GO): nucleus
Molecular function (GO): protein binding
Source: RefSeq, a predicted model, not a curated record
UCCUACCUUCCUGAUAGUGAGGGACUUUUCUGAAUUUUCUCUAUUCUCAGUGAUCGUAAUUUCCUUUUUUUAUAAAAUUAAAUUAAAGAAAAAAAAAUAUUAAAAAUACACGCAGUGAAAAUUGAAAACUAAUUUUAGUGAUAAUACCAAAAAAAAGGGUAGAAAUAUUUCCCCCUCUCUUAUUUUCUCAUUAUUUUCGCACAAAUGUAAUUCAAGUUGUCACUUUCAAAAAUUCUUCAAAACAUCUUUACAAAAAAAAAAGAAAACAAAGUCGAAAUAAAUUUUUGAAAAUUUAUUUCUUCUCUGUUUUGAAAAAUAAGGAGAGAAAUGGGAAGUAGUGGGCAACUUUAUAGCCUCUCGUGGGGUGAAUUCGGAUCAUCCUUGGCCUCUGCUGUUCAAAUUUUCCAAGGUCAUGGUGAUUUAGUCGAUGUUACUUUAGCAGCAGGUGGACGAAGUUUUGCUGCUCAUAAAAUUGUCCUUUCGGCUGCGAGUCCAUUUCUUCUCAAAUUAUUGAAGAGUACGCCUUGUGAACAUCCUGUCGUAAUGUUGGCAGGAAUCGGCGCCGAGGAUUUAGAAACAAUUCUUGAAUUUGUUUAUCGAGGAGAAGUUAGAGUUGAACCUUCACAAUUGCCUUCUCUGCUACAAGCAGCCAAUUGUUUAAAUAUUCACGGAUUAACACCUCCAACGAUAGUACCUGACAAAGUAGAGGAAAAAGAACCAUCAACAAAUGUCAAUGAAAAAACAGAAGAAAUAACAUCGCCCUCAGUUUCGAGUAGAAAACGAAAAAGAAAACGAAAACAAACAUCGUCGUCGUCGUCAACAACAACGACAACAGCAACAACAGCAACGACGACAACAGAGAAAAUACGUAAAAUUGAAACAAGCGAUCGAGAAAUGAGGUAUUUGGAACGUGCAAACAAUAGAAAUAAUGAAUAUAAUCGCAAGAAUCAAGAGACAUCGGAUGAUGGUAAAAAUCUAUUUUUAUUUUCAGGAAUGGAUCAUCGUGACUCAGAAUUAAAUCGUGGUCCAUCGCCAUCAUCGCUAGUUCGCCCCGUGCCAAUGAGUGAAAAUCUCCAUCAAGAAUCAACAUCCGACUCGGAACCGCCUCUACUUCACACUCUAAUGCCAAUGCAACCAUAUUCACCACUUCAUAUACCACAAUUUCCCGCAUCGCUUGGCAUUGGUUUCCCGCCAAUUUCCUGUGUCACACAAAAUCAAAGUGCAAUGAUCGCAGCAGCGGCCGCGGCAGCCUCCUCGCUCCAAACGACGAGCGGCAAAAUACGUGGCGCCUCAGAUUGUCCGGGUGUUUGUCCAUUGUGCGGGGCAACAUUGCGACAGGCGAGAAAUCUGCGAAGACAUUUAUUGUCCUCGUGUAAAUAUAGACUCAAUAGUUUCGCGGGUUUAAGAAGUCAUUCGCCAUCCGAUUCAAUGAUGAUUGAAGUUAAGCCGGAGAUGGACGUGUCGAAUUAUUCAUCGACACAGGACAAUAGUAAUUGUGAGCAAAUUGUUUGUAAACCGAGUCUUCCAUCGCCUUCGACGCACGUCUCGCCACAUAGAAGUCUAUCGUCGCCGACGAUCGCCAGAUGAAAAUGAUAAUUAGCUAAUAAUAAUAAUUGAAAAUCAAUUGAGCUUCGAUCAAUGGUAAGAAAUUGUAAAUUUCUCCACUAAUUCAAAUAAUGUAAUUAUUUCACUAUUUUUAUAUUAUUAUUAUUAU